GCCCAGGGAGUCGUGUACAUUUUUGAGGUUAUGUGUUAUAUUGUUUUCGUAUUUUUUUAAAAUAAAAUUGAAAGUAAUUUAAAUAAUUUGUGAAACCAUAAAGCAUUUUACGCAAAAUUGAAGGAUGGGUAAAACAUCGAUUUUGGAAUUCUGGGUUUAAUUAAGCCAGAAUAUCUUAUACGUAGAGACAAGUGGCCAAAAUAUCGAUGUUGGAGUACUCUGAGUUCACCGACGUGAAAGCACCCUUUAAGAACGUCCACGACUGCAAAGUUUGUCCAUUUUUCACCACAUCGUUUUUCCUCAUGACGAAUCACCUCAGGCGCCACAGUUCCUCGCUACAACAAUUUAACUGCGAAAAUUCCCACCUGGAAAUGUACAGUUGCAAAGAUUGCAAUUUCAGCACGGAAUUGACGCUCUAUUUUAAACAGCACAUUGACAGACAUCAUGGUCUCGAAAAAGAACUCCCAAAAAAGGUAUCAAGUGAGGACUAUAACAUAAAACAUUAUAUUUGCGACAAGUGUUCUUUUGAAACACAUUUUGUGAUAAAGUGGCUUCAACAUACAUCAGCAUGUUUGCACAGUGAAGCAAAUCUUCCCUCGCUGAAGUAUGUGAAGGACACUGACCCUAAACAUUUCCAGUAUAGAUGUGACCAGUGUGGACGCAAGUACAAAUACAAAACGUCUUUAGAAAAACACAAAAUCUUCACGCACUCGAGUCACGAAGAAAUAUGUUGGUAUCACUGUGACAAGUGUUCAUAUAAAAGUAAAUAUGUGUCUCAUUUAAACAGUCACGUGAACGCUCGCCAUUUGGACGAGCACGAUAUUAAAUGGUACCACUGCAACAAAUGUUCAUAUAAGUCUAAAAGAAAUCGCUAUUUAAGACAACACAUAAUUGCGUGCCAUUUAGACGAACAGGAUAUUAAAUGGUAUGAGUGCAAAACGUGCCCAUAUAAAGCUAAAAGCAACACCACGUUACAAAAACACAUAAAUGCGCACCAUUCAGACAAACAGGAUAUUAAAUGGCACGAGUGCCAACAUUGUCCAUACAAAACUAAAUACAAGUCGACGUUGGAUGGGCACGUUAUUGCGCACCAUUUGGACGAGAAAGAUAUUAAAUGGUACAAGUGCGACAAGUGUCCAUACAAAGCUAAACAAAAGGGGAGUUUGAAGUACCAUAUGAAUGCCCAUCAUUUGGAUAAUGAGGACGUGAAAUGGUACAAAUGUAAAAGUUGCCCAUACAAAGCUAAAACAAAGCACUAUUUGAAAAAUCACAUGAGCACGCUACAUUUGGACGAGAAAGAUAUUAAAUGGUAUGGAUGCAAAAAGUGCCCAUAUAAAACUAAGCUUAAAAGAUCGUUAAAUAUACAUAUUAGUACGACGCGACAUUUGGAUGAAAAAGACGCCUAAUAAGGGUAACGGGAUCUCAGGAUAAAUGAAAAUCUAGAAAAGAGAAAAGCCAAAAGAAAACAGUGGCAUGUGUAUUACUAGUCAGGGUGUUGCAGCUAAUACUAGUACUAGUUUUAGUUGGUAGCAAGAAUGGGAGAAAACCCGAAACAUUUAGCUGAACACUCAACUUCUUGAAGUUUUAAAAGCAACUAAACU
Messenger RNA from Zophobas morio, 1601 nucleotides. RefSeq names its product zinc finger Y-chromosomal protein 2-like. Bases 207 to 1406 code for a protein of 399 amino acids. The record is from RefSeq and is a predicted model, not a curated record. Gene Ontology annotation, biological process: regulation of transcription by RNA polymerase II. Gene Ontology annotation, molecular function: DNA-binding transcription factor activity, RNA polymerase II-specific; RNA polymerase II transcription regulatory region sequence-specific DNA binding. NCBI's taxonomy places the organism in Eukaryota, Metazoa, Arthropoda, Insecta, Coleoptera, Tenebrionidae. The transcript has 3 exons.